Messenger RNA from Coprinopsis cinerea okayama7#130, 1683 nucleotides. Its product is annotated as ubiquitin C-terminal hydrolase Ubp10. Gene Ontology annotation, molecular function: zinc ion binding; cysteine-type deubiquitinase activity. NCBI's taxonomy places the organism in Eukaryota, Fungi, Basidiomycota, Agaricomycetes, Agaricales, Psathyrellaceae. The transcript is spliced from 9 exons. Gene Ontology annotation, biological process: mRNA processing; spliceosomal complex assembly; protein deubiquitination. The coding region runs from base 1 to 1683 and encodes 560 amino acids. The record is from RefSeq and is a predicted model, not a curated record.
AUGGCCGAACCUUCUCCAAAGCGCGCCGACAUUCAGAGUCGCGAAUCUGGAGAAGGUGACAACGCAGAGAGGCCAGCGAAACGCGCCAGAAUGGAUCUGGACCAACCCAAAGACUCCAAAGACCGAGCCGAUUCGCCGCAGUCCUCCGACGAGGACGACGAAACUCUCGGACAGACCCUGCCCCCGGCCACAGAUUUGCGAUCCUCCGAUCUCUACCUGGACACGAUAAACAGACAAGCUCUCGACUUUGACUUCGAGAAGCUCUGCUCAGUGUCACUGUCAAAUAUCAACAUAUACGGGUGCCUUGUAUGUGGAAAGUACUUCCAGGGCAGGGGACGCAACUCUUAUGCUUAUGCCCAUUCCAUCCACGAAGACCACCACGUAUUUAUCAAUCUGGAAACCACCAAAGUCUACGUACUCCCGGAUGGAUACCACGUUUCCGAUCCAUCAUUGGAAGAUAUAUCUUUCGUUCUAGCACCGAAAUUCACUCCAGAAUCCAUCAAGGCAAUAUCUACCGGCCUCUACUUGACGAAGCCUUCUUAUGAUCUAUCUCACAAGCCAUAUCUGCAAGGCUUCGUUGGACUGAACAACAUCAAGCGGAAUGACCACAUGAACGUCAUCAUUCACGCCCUACUACAUGUCCCACCGCUGAGGGAUAGCUUGUUGCUAUCCGAUUACAAGGGGAAAGAGCCCGAACUCUUGAAACGGUUCGCGGGUCUUGCGAAGAAGGUUUGGAACCCUCGACUGUUCAAGAGUCAGGUCAGCCCCCACGAAUUCCUUCAAGAAGUAAACCGAGCCAGCGGUGGUAAAUUCAGGCUGGAGGAGCAGGGUGACCCUGUGGAGUUCCUGGGAUGGCUAUUGAACCAUCUUCACAAAGACCUCGGUGGCACGAAGAAGAAGGGGUCCAGCAUUAUCUUCAAGACCUUUCAGGGUGAGCUCCGUGUGGAAACUCAACAAGUCGUUGUUCGACCAGACGCUGGGGAAAAUGAGAAGCCUCGUUUUGAUAUCGAUCGAGAUAUCAAAACGACCGUUUCGCCGUUCUUGUUCCUGGCAGUGGAUCUCCCACCGCCUCCGCUUUUCCAAGAUGCAGUCGAAAAGAAUAUUAUCCCUCAAGUCAAUAUUUACUCGGUUCUUGCGAAGUACGACGGUCGGACAACUCAGGAGUCCGCUGGUCACCUGAGGCGGUACAAAUGCCAAAAGCUACCUCCUUACAUUAUCCUUCACUUCAAACGAUUCACCAAGAACCUUUUCGUGGAAGAGAAGAACCCCACUAUUGUUAACUUCCCCCUCAGGGGCCUCGACUUCAAAGAAUAUAUAGAUGCACCUCCGAGUAACGAAUCCACACUCUACGAUCUGAUCGCCAAUGUUACCCACGAAUCGGUCGCAGGAACCACCAGAGACAAAGCAAGCACUGUCUGGAAGGUUCAUGUCCGCGCUGGAGGUGCAGGCGGCGACAACGAGAAGUGGUUCCUAAUUCAAGAUUUGAUCGUCGAGGAAACCAGAAAGGAAAUGAUCUUUUUGGGGGAAACUGUUCUACAGAACCGUGAUAUCAACCCCGUUCACAGAUAUGGGAGCGCCGGAGCUCUGGUGCUGUAUCUAAUGGAGGAAAACCGAAUCCUGCAUAAUGGCUAUUCGGCUGCUUGGGGCGUUAGUGCUCGUUAUACGCCUGUGAGGCCGCCAUAG